CUUUUCCAGCGUUCAAAUCGAAAUCAAUCAAUCAUCGGUCUAAAUUCCUAAAGAUGCGUUUUUCUCCUGCUCUUCUUUUGGCUACUUCUGCCAUGAGUGUUUUGGCUCAGGAGACCUCGACUACUUCGCUUUUCCUUGGUGGACCUUCCAUCUCUGGACAGGAGUAUGCCGGGUCUGUGGUUACGGCUGGACCUAGUGAGACGGUCUAUGCACUCGUCUGUACAGGGUCUGCUUGUUACAACGCAUCUACAAUCACUGUAAGUCCCCCUACCAAUCCUGAUGAUGUGUUGGUGUAUGUUAGUCUGGGAUGUGUCCAAACGACCCUCAGCCAUGGUAAUACCGUACCCGGUAUAGAGAUGUCCAACAGCUCUAGCGUUGCACAAGCAACAUUUGAUAGAAACACUCACGUUACAAAUCGCACAACAUACCAACCGGAAUCACAGCAAACCUACACCGUCGGCCCAUCCACUUUCGCCCUCGACUUCGUCACAACAACCCUUGGUGUUGAAGCUUCGGCCUCCGAGACUUGCAAGAUUACCGGCACGGAAGCUGCUGUCUGUACCUUUACCAUGAAUGUCAAUAUCCCCGAUGUCACAGCAUUGAGUAUCGAGAGUUUUGUUACAUUGUCGGGUACUCUGUUCAACAGCUUUCCCGUCCAGUUGACCGCUGGCCUUGAAAAGUUGGCUUCUGCUACAGCUCCAGCUUCUGCUACUGGCAGUGCUUCUGGUUCUACGUCUUCUUCAUCGUCGACUCGUACUGCUUCGGGCAGUGCCGUAUCGUCCUCUGCUGCUGCUUCGGCGAGUGCUGCUUCUGCUUCGGACAGCGGAUCUGUGAGUGUCGUGCUGAUUGACAUAUCUCGACGCUUGUACUGAUCCUCGAAAUUUAGGGCGCAUCUUCGAUCAUGUCAAACGGUAGGAGUGGUGAUGUUUUGGCUUUGGUCAUGUUCACGGCUGUGGUGGUGUCGGUUGGCGCCCUCGUGAUCCUGUAGAUUCACACAGAUGAUGACAUUGAUAGAGCAAUAGCAGUCUGGCGUUCAUCAUCGCAAAAGAAAGCCUUCAUCUAAGUAGUAGAUGAGACUGUUGCAAGAUCGUGAUGUUUCAGUCCCAGAAAUAGUGUUGAAAUCAACAGUCGUGGUAUAAU
Aureobasidium subglaciale EXF-2481 is the source of this 1140-nucleotide messenger RNA. RefSeq lists its product as uncharacterized. The record is from RefSeq and is a predicted model, not a curated record. Lineage: Eukaryota; Fungi; Ascomycota; Dothideomycetes; Dothideales; Saccotheciaceae. The transcript has a single exon. Bases 54 to 872 code for a protein of 272 amino acids.